Messenger RNA from Telopea speciosissima, 622 nucleotides. RefSeq names its product thymocyte nuclear protein 1. Gene Ontology annotation, cellular component: nucleus. Bases 48 to 548 code for a protein of 166 amino acids. The transcript has a single exon. NCBI's taxonomy places the organism in Eukaryota, Viridiplantae, Streptophyta, Magnoliopsida, Proteales, Proteaceae. The record is from RefSeq and is a predicted model, not a curated record.
UGGGAUCAUCCAAGAGCGAGAAGGAGAGGGAGACAGAAAAAAGGGUAAUGGAUGGUGGAAAGAACUACUGGCUGCUGAAGACGGAGGUGGGUGAGUGGUCGUGGGAGGACCAAGCGGCCAACGGGGGGAUAUCAAUGUGGGACGGAGUGAAGAACAAGCAAGCUCAGAAGAACAUGAAGUCCAUGAGAGUUGGUGAUCUCUGCUUCUUCUACCACUCCGGUCCCAAAGCACGUCGCAUCGUCGGGGUUGUCUCCGUCAUCAGGGAGUGGUAUACGUAUAGUUGCCAAGGCGAAGGCAGCAAGAAGGGCGGCAAGAACGAAGAAGCUGGAGCUGUUGACGUUCGAGCUGUGGGGGAGAUGAGGCGACCCGUGGAUUUGACGGAGAUGAAAGCAGACGAUGGGUUGAAGAAGGGUUUCGCUUUGUUCAAGCAACCUCGCUUGUCGGUCGUUCCUGUCCCCAAUCAUGUUUGGGAUCGCCUUUGUGAGAUUGGUGGAGGCUAUGAACCUGCAGCAGUUGCAACUGCAGAUGAUGGUCCUGAUGAUGACUGAUGAAUGAGCAAAGCCCACAAUCAUUGGUAAUUUGCGCCAUAGCUGUAUGUAGUAAUGCCUAAACAGAACAAGAA